GCCAUCUGUGAAGCAAUCAAGUGGAAGAAUCGAAGCCAUGUCUCUGGUCGGGAAACUGGUGAGCGAGCUAGAGAUAAACGCACCUGCUGAGAAGUAUUACAAAGUCUUCAAGGAUCAAUGCUUUCAUGUUCCUAAUAUCACCCCAAAUAUCAUUCAGCACGUUGAAAUUCAUGAUGGAGAUUGGGAUAGCCAUGACCAUGGCUCUAUCAAGACCUGGCAUUACACAGUUGACGGGAAGUCUGAGGUUUUUAAAGAGCGAGUGGAAUUUCACGACGAGAAAUUCACGGUAGUUCUGGUUGGAUUGGAAGGAGAUGUGUUCAAUCAUUAUAAAACUUUCAAGCCGGUGUAUCAAGUUGUGCCAAAGGGUCCUACCCAUUGUUUGGCGGUUCUGACAAUUGAGUAUGAGAAACUUGAUGAUGGUUCUCCUUAUCCUUAUCAGUAUAUUGAUCUCAUGAAUGGCAUUACUAAGGAUAUUGAAUCUCACCUCAAAUAAGAAGCUUUGGUGUGUCGGUUCGAGCUUCAUAACUAUAUGUUGUUUCAAAGUUGUAUGCUAUUUUCAAGUUAUGUUUGUAGGCCUGAUGAUGUAUGUUUGUUGCUUUACUCUUCUAUUUCGAUAAGCUUUAUGUUCUAGUGAAAAGUAAAUAAAUUAAAGUUGGUCGGUAUGUAAA
Molecule: messenger RNA, 668 nt
Organism: Cucurbita maxima (winter squash)
Lineage: Eukaryota; Viridiplantae; Streptophyta; Magnoliopsida; Cucurbitales; Cucurbitaceae
Product: MLP-like protein 329
Exons: 2
Coding region: 38-493 (151 amino acids)
Biological process (GO): defense response
Source: RefSeq, a predicted model, not a curated record